UUUAAAUAAUUAGGAGCUUCGGUUUAAGAAAUUAGGAGCUCCAGCUUAAGGAGUUAGGAACUCCAGUUUGAGACUUAGUUUGCUUCAUCUUCAGGAAUCUCCUGAAUCGGAGAGAACCAGCAAAACCUUUAAAAAGCAGUACUCCACACUCCGAUACUCGAGUAGCCGGCGUGAGACCGGCCACGAGAUUGUGUCCCUGGCUAUGGACAAACUCCCAAUAAUCCCUCGAAGUGGUAUUAUUCACAACAACGCGGACCACCAGAAGGAGCGUCAAGAGAGAGCAACGACGACGACGACGACGACGACGACGACGGGGGUGGCGGUGGCGGCGGCGGUGGUAGUCGGUGGUGCGGAGGCACGAUGCAGCACAAGAAGCGGCGCGAUCCCCGAUAACGCUGCCGCCGAUCGUCGAUUCCCUAUCGCAUCGGCGAGAGGAGAAGAAUACACUCAAAGAAGACGCUCGGGAAUUGCUGAUACGUCGCAGCCGAUCAGCUGCGCACGUCGGAGACGUCGGGACGCUUUGGUCGCGAUCGCGCGACCACGUAGAAAUACAUGGCACGCGGAAAAUAAAGGCGGAUCGUCAAGGAUCGACGUUAUCGGUGAUCAUGCAGAGCGGGACUGUGCUCUCGAUGCGACGGACUCGGCAGGAUUUUGGAACGUCAGGACUCCCGACGACGACCGCCACACUUGUUGCGUCUCGAUCGACGCGGCCACGUUUCUCGCGCGGCGUGGACCAGCCUCACCAGCCCGCGACCUUAUCGUCGAACGGCGGCAUCGACGAGCUGGUAGUGCCCUGCUGACUCGCAGCAGGUCCAUCGGGGGAGGUGAGGAGAUAUUUCGCAGCACGGUGAAUGAUAUUACGAUAGGAAGGGAAGAUCGGUUUUUCGAGACUCCGCUCGUCGGUACCACGGAUUUUCCCGAGUGCAACGGACGUACCUUAUCCAGCAACGCUUCAAGUAUCGUGCUCCAUGGAGUGAACGGAGGAUCAUCGACAACUGUCCGCGACGUCCGCGGAAGACCGAUCGAUAGCGACGUCAACACGGAGAACCCUCGGACCAGUGGUCCCGCCAGGCUGAUCGAAAUCGGUAUCGUCGAAUCCUCGUGCGAGGAGCAACCGUGCGUUCUCGCUGAGGAGAUUGUACGCCGAAGAGACACCUCGUCUACGGUGCGAUUUCCCGCGAAACUCGAUCCCGGUGGACGUGCGUGGCGGACCAAGGCGGACACGCGCUGGAGAUUGCCGAGGAUCGGCCUCGUCCAGCGAACUCUUCUGCUGGGACUACUCGCGACGAGUCUGCUCUGCGACAUGGUGCUGUCCGCGCCAUCGUCAUCGUCAGUUCUCGAGGACGAUGUCGAAGAGGAAGAGCUAGGAAUGCCGAGGAACAGCCUUGGCGACGACGAGCUGGAGGUUAUCAGGAGGAGCAUCGUGCAAGGCCUCGGGCUCCAGAGGAUACCUGAUCCUUCGAAGGCGAACGUGAGCCAGGCCGAGUACGAGAGAGCGCACAGAGAGUACCUGAAACAAGUGCAGCUGUCGCACGAUGGACAGAAAUUUAGAACGCGACGGGACCUCCAUGUAUUCCAGGCUGCUGAGCAUCCGGGGAACAAAUCGAGCCUCGGCUUCAGCCUGAGGGGAGGGUACCACCGUCACUCCCUGUACUUUCCCGUCGUGGUUUCCGGCGACGUGGAGGACGUUACGGUCGAUCAUGCGUCCCUGAGAUUCCUUCUCCAAGGCGAUCACAGACGUCCACGCGAUCUCGAGGCGCUGGUCUAUCUCCGCACGCCAGCCUCCCGGCGUCUCCUGCUGCGGCGCAAGAUCCCGCAGGGCGAACCGACGAGUUCCCGAUGGAUGGAAUUGGACUCCACCGAGGCGGCUGCGAGCUGGCUCGAGUACGCUCUGGAAAACCAUGGCCUCGAACUGGAAUUUCUUCACGACGGUCGGCCGACGCGGCGCGAGGUUUCCCACGCAACGUUCAACGUGUUCACCACGUCGGAGUCUGGAAGUGGUAGAAGGAAGAGGUCCACUCCCGAGGAACUGAUGCCGCUGCACAAGGGCCGGCGCAGCCGGUGCAAGGGUGACAACAAGAAAUGCUGCCGGCACGAGCUGACGGUGAUGUUCAAGGACCUGAAGGGCUUUGAGUUCAUCGUAUACCCGAAGGGCUUCGACGCCGGUUACUGUAAAGGCCGUUGCCCGCCCCGGUACAAUCCAGCACAUCAUCACGCUCUGCUGCAGAGUUUGUUGUGGAAGGAGGACCGGAAGAGGGUACCUAAGCCGUGCUGCGCACCCAGCAAGCUCGACCAGCUGAUGAUCGUCUACUUCGACGAGAACCAGUCAACGCAGCUGAAGGUGUCCUACUGGAAGAACAUCCAGGUGUUGGAGUGCGCCUGCUCGUAAAGAAGAGGAGAGGAAAAGAGAGUGAAACAGUCUACCAUGGCCGAGGACUCACCAAAGAAUCGUCCGAAUUGCGGUUCGGUGAUGCCAUCCACAUUUUCGCGUUAAGAUAUAUUACAACUAUUAAUAAAUAUACUGAUAAUGGCGAAAGUAAAAAGAAUGUACCGUCGUUCGACUUUAAGAUUUUCGUGCACGUUCCGCGUGACCCUCUAGACUUCCAUUACUUCUCUCUUUUCUUUCUUCAUACGAUUCGGACGAUCCAAGGCAUCACCGAAUACUCAGACCCUGUAAAAGCUCGCCCAGAUUCAGGGUCUCGCAUCGACUGUGAUACUAACGAUAUUUACUUGUCAUUAUAUUCCUUAUUAUAUAGCGAUCGUAUUUUAUAUUAUUAGGACAUUCUCACUAUAUCCAGACCCGGCUAAGUGGAAGCGAAUCGUUGCGAAUCGUUGCGAAUCGUCGAUAAUCGUGAGCAACGACUACCCUAACAGAAAUCCAAUAUUGGCCAAUGCAGGCUAAUUUAUUACUG
Molecule: messenger RNA, 2912 nt
Organism: Trachymyrmex cornetzi
Lineage: Eukaryota; Metazoa; Arthropoda; Insecta; Hymenoptera; Formicidae
Gene: mav
Product: TGF-beta domain-containing family member maverick
Exons: 3
Coding region: 203-2389 (728 amino acids)
Cellular component (GO): extracellular region
Molecular function (GO): growth factor activity; cytokine activity
Source: RefSeq, a predicted model, not a curated record